This is a messenger RNA of Neohortaea acidophila, 684 nucleotides long. RefSeq lists its product as uncharacterized. The transcript has 2 exons. NCBI's taxonomy places the organism in Eukaryota, Fungi, Ascomycota, Dothideomycetes, Mycosphaerellales, Teratosphaeriaceae. Bases 110 to 511 code for a protein of 133 amino acids. The record is from RefSeq and is a predicted model, not a curated record.
AACGUUGCAUUGCUCCCAGCGCUAAGCCGAUUCACAGGACAUCUCAUUGUAUCACCCUGAAGGUCAUCCGUUUGGCUGGCGUUAUGUGCUUGAUUUUACCGAGGACAAAAUGAGGAACCAGCAGGAUUGGCCAGCGAAUACCAAGCAGCGUCAAAAGCAGAAGGAGCAAGAAUCUCAACAACAAGAGAAGAAACAGCAACAAAAGGAGGACGCAAGUGGUAGCACCGAAAACCCUCACGAUGAUGGAAAAGACAAGACUAACGAUCGUGUCGGACGGAAAGACCACGACGAAGACGGAGCAGACAAUCGAAGCGAAUACGACAAGCUUCGUAGCAAGUACACGCCAGAGCAAAUCGCCCUUCUGCGUGCGCUUCGGCAUGAAAAAGAAUAUAGGUUCAAUCUCGAGACCAAUGACGGCACUGGCCAUUUGGGCAUCAAGCACGUCCGAACGGAUACCAGCCUUUCAGAGGACGACUCUCCUGGCAUCCUGGCGGAGCUGCCUCGACCCUGAUGCACGCCAGUACGGUUCGUUAUGCUACGUCCGAGGAAUUCUCAAGUGUGCAUGACGAUUACGCCUAUGAGAAGCUGAACGAAUGUGUAUCCGGUAUUGUCACGGAUAAAGCGACUGAGCUGACUCGAUCGACGCAGUAGAGCGAAGACGACAUUGACACAAAGGCUCCCGAA